AUGGAGGAGCUGCUGACCCCCAGACAACAGACUGCUAGGCAGAUCAAGGCCCGUUUCCUGGAGGCCCUACAGACCAACAACGUAACGGAGGUCCUGGAGAUACUGUACACCACCAACCUGGACAUCGACACUGUGCUGGAGGUGGAGGACAAACGCAUGAUCCUGGCCUCAUACAAGCAAGGUUUCUGGUUGCCAGACUACAAGCUAGAGUGUUCUUGGGCGAUGGCCCUCCACGUCUGUGUAAUGUACAACUACCUGGAGACAGCUCUGGUGCUGCUGCAGAAGGGGGCGGCGGUUAACAGGAAGCCCAAUGGGAAGACCCCGCUUCACGUGGCCUGUACGGUCGCCCACGGCGACUGUGUGGCCCUGUUAUUGGGCCACGGGGCGAGGGUCAACAGCCUGUCUUUGAGUGGACACACACCACUACACUACUGUAUAACUAAAGAGUCUGUGGACUGUGCCAAGCAACUCAUCCUUAAUGGGGGCAAUGUGAACAAGCCCAGUCAGAGCAAAGAUGAGGACACACCUUUACACACGGCAGCCCGCCUGGGAAUCCCUGAGCUGGUGGCUCUCUACAUCUCCCACGGGGCCCAGGUGGACGCAAUCAACUCCCUCCAGGAGACACCCCUGAUCACUGCAGCCUUCUGGGCCCUGGACAUCCGUGAACAGACCUACAGCGAGGACCACCACCUGGUCUGCCGCAUUCUGCUGGACCACGGCGCAGACCCUAACCUGUAUGAAGACGACUAUAAGACAGCCUUGCAUAAGGCCUCCUGGAACUGUGACCACGUGCUGAUGCAGAUGCUGCUGGAGGCGGGGGCAGACACUACGACCAUGGACAUCAACGGCUGUGAACCCAUCCAGUAUGUCCUGAAGGUCACCUCCGUCAGGCCCAUGGCCAUCCCUGAGCUCUGUUACCAGCUGCUGCUCAAUUUUGGAGCUCCACGGGUCUACCCGCCGCAGUUCCACAAGGUGUUGCAGGCCUGCCAUGAGUGUCCCAAUGCAGUGGAAGUCAUGAUGAACUCAUAUGAGCGCAUCAAACCCACCAACAAGUGGAGAUCAUCCAUUCCUGAAGCCUCCUACAAGCAACAUGAGGAAUUCUAUGAGUCCAUGUUUGCUGUGUGCUCCAACACUCCUCGUUGUCUGAUGCACCUGGCCCGGUGUGCUGUCAGGAGGGCUAUGGAGAACCGCUGUCACACUGGGGUAGGGACCCUCCCCCUACCUCCCCCCAUCCAGAGAUACCUGCUACUGGAACCUGAGGGGACCUUUUAUUGA
Molecule: messenger RNA, 1275 nt
Organism: Oncorhynchus masou masou (cherry salmon)
Lineage: Eukaryota; Metazoa; Chordata; Actinopteri; Salmoniformes; Salmonidae
Gene: asb4
Product: ankyrin repeat and SOCS box containing 4
Exons: 6
Coding region: 1-1275 (424 amino acids)
Biological process (GO): intracellular signal transduction
Molecular function (GO): protein binding
Source: RefSeq, a predicted model, not a curated record